Messenger RNA from Boeremia exigua, 2892 nucleotides. RefSeq names its product leucine rich repeat protein. The coding region runs from base 347 to 2833 and encodes 828 amino acids. Gene Ontology annotation, cellular component: cytoplasm. The record is from RefSeq and is a predicted model, not a curated record. The transcript has 2 exons. Gene Ontology annotation, molecular function: protein kinase binding. Lineage: Eukaryota; Fungi; Ascomycota; Dothideomycetes; Pleosporales; Didymellaceae.
GCACCUUAGCCAGGCCAUCAGGAGGAAGUCAAACAGUAUGUCCCUCGAGUCCACCCCCCACUGCGCUGCCAAGGCUUUGCAGGGCAGCAACAAUGCUAUGCGGCAACUGCGCCCACAGCCGCAAGGUUGUAUUCACUGCUGACUGCCCCGUUAGCAUCUAGGUGACCUCGUAUCACGACGUAGGCGCUCUGCAAAGGCCCCGCGACACGACAUACCGAGCGAGUACCGCCUCGACGACUGAGCCCUCCUCCGCGGUCUCCACGGUAGCGGCCGUCCCUCCGUUUUCUGCAUAUCUUCACUCUUGCCUGGAGCUCUUUAUGCAGUCGGUAUCUGCCAGCCAUAAAUCAUGGACACAGAGGAUGGACAGGUUUUCAUAAGAAACUUGGCGUACUUUGUACGGACACACGAGAAGGCGCUUGCCAAUGCCCUGCAAUUGCAGCGACAAGCUCCCAAACAUGGCCAGGCCAGUUCGCUCUCUCCGACUUCGCCGACCGAUCCAUCGAGCCCCCCAGCCUCCUCGUCUUCCAGCGUCUGGGCUGCGGCGCUCUCGCUUCCUUCGUUGACCUUCACCUCACCCACGAUCAAGCCGGCAAAGUUGACUCUUACGCCACACCAUCUGUUCUACCUGCUCUCGCGUUUCGAAGAGACCGCCAUCCCGGUAGGACCCAUGAACGUGCGUCUGGAGAACAUCCACACAGAUGCCUCGCCUACCAAUUAUGUAUCGUUCCUCAGCAACACUCAGAGACACAGGCAUAAGACCUCGGAUGGAAACUCGGUUCACUCGGUGUCGAGUGUGCGCAGCGUCAUGUCAGGCAUGUCGUCGCUGUGGUCGACCCUGCGGAUUGGAUCCAAUAGCGUAGCCAAAGCUGAAAAGCAAAAAGCUCUGCUGCAGGAGGACCUGAGAUACCUAUACUCUGCUUUUACCAAGAUUCCGUGCUUGCGCUUGGCUCCAGAUCACAAAGCUCGCCUGAUUGCAGGGUACGAGGAGUUUCCAUUCGACACUGCUGUGCCUCUUUUUGCCUUCAAAAAUGUCACCGCACUCGAAAUCUACGAUGUGGAUUUCCGGCAAUUCUAUGGAUGGGACCGACUCGCUGAGAAUCUCCGCAGCCUUACUGUGAAGCGAGCAGGUGUUGACGAUCCCGCCGACCUUCUUAUCAACAUAGUUCUGGACGACAUUGACAAGCGCCGCAGACGAUCCGCAAAAGCACCUCAUUCGCCUUCGGGACCCUGGCCUACUGCGAGCCCUACUGCAAGACACGCGCAUCUAGCCCGAUCCGAAGAAUCCCCGCCCUCAUCACCCAAUGCUAUCAGUAAGCAAGGAUCGAGCCCUCGCAAUUCUGAUAUCAUGCGCGACCAUAACGGCAAGGCAAGCGGAGCCCAGCGCCAGCGAAGCUCGUCACCUUCUCGUCCCACCAGCUCUCGACACGGCUCUGGUCACGGUCACAGCCACUCGAGGAGUACCGCCCCCAACUACCGACGUUCUUCCGGUAGCUCCGCUUCCAGCGUGCGUUCAAACACACCUAGGGGAAGUUCGUCAAAUCUUCUCUCCCUAGGAUGGUUCCCUUCGACAAAAUGGCGCUUCUUGAGACAUUUGAGUCUGGCUGACAACGCGCUCACGAACAUAUCUGCUAACAGUCUUGCGCCACUCACAAACACCUUGCAGUCGCUGGAUUUAUCUGCCAAUUUGUUCAGCGAAAUUCCAGAUAGCUUGGCCAGCCUGACUUGCCUACGAGCUCUCAACCUUUCGAAUUGCAUGAUCGAGGGGCUGCAGUCUCUGGCUCGUAAUCCUUUGCCUGCGAUCACCACCCUGAACCUGCGGUCCAAUCGCUUGUCAUCGCUAGCUGGCAUCGAGCGCCUGUUGUCGUUAGAACGUGUCGACUUCAGAGAUAACAACUUGACGGAUCCAACCGAACUGGCUCGCCUCACUGCUAUACCCGAUAUUACCGAGAUCUACGUCCAUCGCAACCCGUUCUGCAAAACAUACUCCAACUACCGAGUGACAAUUUUCAACUUGUUCCGCAGAACACCAGGCUACACCGAGGAUGUCAUAAUCGAUUCCACAGGACCCAGUAAUACCGAGAGGAAACAACUUGUCGAUCGAGCGCCUGAACUUCCUGGAGUCCCUAUCGUCAAGCCGCCAGUAGAGGAUGAAUUGCCCCCGCCUCAUGUCCCACCAAAGGUUGUCAAAGCUAUUGACUCUACGACUGAUGAUUCUGAAAUGCUCAGACGCUCGGGCUCGUUGCAGCGCCAGAAAAGUGCGCGAAGCUCGCAAGCUGCACAAAGCUCACAGCGGAAAAAGAAGGGUCCUAAACGAAGGAUUGUUGAGCUUUCACAGACUGAAGCGGCGCAACAGGCAGCUAGCUCAGGCCUGGCUGGUUUCUCGUAUGAAGAUACAUCGGCAAGGACACCACCCAGAAUCCAAAAGCCUACCACGACCGUCACAGUCCAAGACAAACCUCGCUUCGAUGAACCACACCAUGGGAAUAACACUGGCGAUCCAGUCAAGAGGGUUUCUCUGGACGAGCGUGUUGUUAUAGACAAAGCCCAUACCACUCACCAGCAACUACCACCUAUCGAUACUACAACCGAUAGCAAGGCCCCGCAGCUCCCCGAGCAGGAGUUCGAUGUGAGCAAUGACCUUUACAAAAAGAAGAUCGAGGCGCUUCGGCAAGAUUUCGGUAACACCUGGCUGAGUGCAUUGGGCGACGAAGCUUGGGACUCAGCAACGUCGGGUCUUUCUCCAGAGCGAGUGUACGAUUCGCCUACAAUAAGACCUGCGCCACCCCGGACACCCAGCCAGGGUAUUGUCUCAGGAGGCCGCACACUAGGCUGACAUUCACACCACCUUGAUCUAAUGACUUUUGCGAUACCCAAAAGAUUUGCGUUUUCUUU